GGUAGCUUGUUUAGGGCAGCGUUGGACUGAGGCUGGGGGCUCUAGCUGAAGAGGGAGAAGACAAACAUUUGGGAGGAGGAUAAAAGAAACAUGACUGUUCAAAAGGAAGAUGUGGAAAAGUUUCUCAAAGAGAAUCCUGCAUUUGCACAACAAUACUUUGCCAAGAAGUUGAGCCCUGACUUCAUUUCAAAGGUGUCAGGGCUCCAAGAGAAACAGAUUGACGUCAGCUUCUUCCAAGAGCUCGUUCAGGUUGAGGAAAGCCAAAUCAUGUAUGACCUGAUCAAAGACAUGCAGGAGAACAUCAACAUGGAAAAGGUGGUCUUCAAGAUCCUGAAGAGAAUCAGCGCACUCAUCCAUGCUGACCGCUGCAGCUUGUUCAUGUACCGGCAGAGGAACGGCAUCGGAGAACUCGCCACAAGGCUCUUCAGUGUCAACACAGAGUCAGAGAUGGAGGACUGUGUGGUGCCGCCAGACUCUGAGAUUGUCUACCCACUGGACCUGGGAAUAGUUGGCCACGUGGCCCAGACCAAAAAGACUGUUAAUGUGAAAGAUGUCAGAGAGAACCAGUACUUCAGCUCAUUUGUCGACGAACUCACAGAUUAUAAGACCAGGAACAUUUUGGCUAUGCCCAUUCUCAAUGGUAAAGACAUGGUGGCAGUGAUCAUGGCUCUGAACAAGACCUCAGGACCACAUUUCACUGCUGAGGAUGAAGAUCUUUUUUUAAAGUAUCUAAAAAUUGCCACUUUGAACUUGAAGAUCUACUACCUGAGUUACCUCCACAACUGUGAGACACGUAAAGGACAGUUGUUGCUGUGGUCUGCCAACAAAGUCUUUGAAGAACUCACAGACAUUGAGCGACAGUUUCACAAAGCCUUGUAUACGGUCCGAGCCUACCUAAACUGUGACCGCUACUCUGUUGGUUUACUAGACAUGACAAAGGAGAAGGAGUUCUUUGACGUCUGGCCAGUGUUGAUGGGAGAGCAACCGCCGUACUCUGGCCCUGUAACUCCUGAUGGCAGGGAGGUAAAUUUUUACAAAGUGAUUGAUUAUAUAUUACACGGGAAAGAAGAUAUCAAAGUCAUUCCCAACCCACCCGCUGAUCACUGGGCCUUGAGUAGUGGCCUGCCUACUUACGUUGCUGAGAGUGGUUUUAUUUGUAACAUCAUGGAUGCAGCUGCUGAUGAGAUGUUCCGGUUUCAGACUGAGCCACUUGACAACAGCGGUUGGACUGUAAAAAAUGUUCUUUCACUGCCGAUCGUCAACAAAAAAGAGGAGAUAGUUGGUGUGGCCACUUUUUACAACAGAAAAGAUGGAAAGCCUUUUGACGAUCAGGAUGAGCAGCUCAUGGAGGCUCUGACCCAGUUCCUGGGUUGGUCAGCUUUGAAUACGGACACAUAUGACAAAAUGAAUAAGCUCGAGAAUCGGAAAGACAUUGCCCAGGACAUGGUGCUUUACCAUGUCAAAUGUCAGGAUGAUGAGAUACAGAAUAUUCUGAACACCAGAGAGGUCUAUGGCUGCGAACCCAGAGAGUGUGAAGAGGAUGAGCUCCUAGUUAUCCUGAAAAAAGACCUACCUCCACUGAUUAAGAAGUUUGAGAUCUACGAGUUUCACUUUUCAGAUUUCAACUGCACAGAGAUGGAGCUGGUGAAGUGCGGGAUCCAGAUGUACUAUGAAGUCGGGGUGGUCAAAAAGUUCCAGGUCCCUCAAGAGGUGCUGGUCCGUUUCAUGUGUUCAGUCAGUAAAGGUUACAGGAGAAUCACGUACCACAACUGGCGUCAUGGCUUCAAUGUUGGACAGACUAUGUUUACACUAUUAACGACGGGAAUGCUAAAGAGAUACUACACUGACUUGGAAGUAAUGGCCAUGAUAACUGCAGGAUUCCUCCAUGAUAUUGAUCACAGAGGGACAAACAACUUGUAUCAAGUCAAAUCAGGUAACCCUUUGGCCAAGCUCCAUGGCUCCUCCAUUUUGGAACGCCACCAUCUAGAGUUUGGAAAGUUUCUCUUGGCUGAUGAGUCACUGAAUAUCUACCAGAACCUUAACAGACGACAGAUGGACCACGUCAUUCAUCUCACAGACAUUGCCAUCAUCGCCACUGACCUGGCUCUCUAUUUCAAGAAAAGAACCAUGUUCCAGAAGAUUGUGGACCUUUCAAAAACAUAUGAGGAUGAAAAGAAGUGGGUCGACUUCAUGUCUUUAGAGACAACCAGAAAAGAGAUCGUCAUGGCUAUGAUGAUGACGGCAUGCGACUUGUCUGCUAUCACCAAGCCUUGGGAGGUACAGAGCAAGGUUGCCUUGUCUGUAGCAGCAGAGUUUUGGGAGCAGGGUGACCUUGAGAGGACAGUGCUGGAACAGCAGCCCAUUCCCAUGAUGGACAGGACCAAGGCAGCAGAGCUUCCAAAGCUACAGUGUGGUUUCAUUGACUUUGUCUGCACAUUUGUCUACAAGGAAUUCUCUCGUUUUCACCCACAAACCCAGCCCAUGCUGGAUGGCAUCAUAAAUAACAGGAAGGAGUGGAACGCUAAAAAAGAAGAGUAUGAAGCUAAACUCAGAGCCAUAGAGGAGCAGAAGGCUGCCAUGGCCAGAAAAGCUUCUGCAAACAACCCUAGUGGUGGAGGUUCAGGAUCCAAGACCUGUUCAGUGUGCUAAAAGGUCAGAGCUGCACAUGAUUGGCGUCCACACCAGCCGUUCAAGACAAGCAACUCAUCCCUGUCUCAAAAUAUUUUGUAAAUAUGAAUCCCCAUGUACCAGGGAGCACAAAGUUUUAUAUUUCUUUUUAUGGUUUCAUUUAAAGAAACCAUUCGGUGCAGGAUAUAAUAAACUUGUACAUACUGUAUAUCUGUAUAGUAAGUGAUACCAUGUACAAUCUGUAAUGUAUACUAAAUAUAUUUUAGUGUACAGUGUUACAAGUAAUUCUUUACUGCAAAGCCCACAUUGUUGUAUGUUUUAGGCUCCAUUAUGUUGCUAAUAGUUUUGAACAUACCGUAUGUUGUGCAUUAAUGUAGUAUUCAUUUUAGGUUCUCAGAAUAAAAUGCAGAUUAGAUUAGAACUGUUGUAUAAAGAAGUACUAUUGAAAUACUGCACAUAUAUUCUCUGUUUUCAUAAUAGUCAUAGUACAUAAAUAUGGAGGACAUGCAAACUCCACCAACCAUUCCUGACCCCAGGACUAUUGUGUGGCAGUCGCACAUCUGCAGUAACAACCUCUGCAGCCAGACAGUGAAGGCUCCUGAAGAAACUGUUUAAAACAGUGCACAUGAACAGCUCAGCCUCUUGUACAGAAUUGUACAAAAGCAUAUAUAAUAUAUGCUUUACUCGAAAUAUAGAUGCUUAGUUUUAAAUUUGUAAGUUACUGAGAUUUGCAGGCAGUGGCAAAUGAGAUAUGACUUUGUUUAUGGUUUGUCACGCUUGCCUCAAUUUCCUGAUGUACAAGUGGAAUAAAAUAUGGGUGUAUCAGAAAUUAUAGUGUA
Monopterus albus (swamp eel) is the source of this 3467-nucleotide messenger RNA. It is a transcript of the gene pde6b, whose product is annotated as phosphodiesterase 6B, cGMP-specific, rod, beta. Gene Ontology annotation, molecular function: protein binding; 3',5'-cyclic-nucleotide phosphodiesterase activity. Bases 91 to 2649 code for a protein of 852 amino acids. The record is from RefSeq and is a predicted model, not a curated record. NCBI's taxonomy places the organism in Eukaryota, Metazoa, Chordata, Actinopteri, Synbranchiformes, Synbranchidae. Gene Ontology annotation, biological process: signal transduction. The transcript has 23 exons.